AUGCCUAUAAUUGCAGGCACUGUGGCUCAGGCUGUUAUUCUUGUUUGGUGCAUCAUCAUUGCUCUUACCAUGUAUCUUGCAUCAAAGGACUAUAAUUCAGUCACAAGAUUGUUCAUCAUGAUCUUGACAUGGAACCUAGCUUUCAUGAUCUCAGUUAUUCCUACAACCCAGGAAAUUGCCAAAGACAUACCACCUGGUCCUGUUCAUGUUCUCUCCUUCAUCUUCAACCUAUUUUUGGCAUCCUUUGUAUUCACUAUUGAAGGGCCUGCAUGGUUCAGUUGUAGGUUUCCGAUGGACAUGUCCAAGUAUACUGUUAGGCUUAUGACCAGCCUGGCUUAA
Suillus subaureus is the source of this 339-nucleotide messenger RNA. RefSeq lists its product as uncharacterized. The record is from RefSeq and is a predicted model, not a curated record. The transcript has 2 exons. The coding region runs from base 1 to 339 and encodes 112 amino acids. Lineage: Eukaryota; Fungi; Basidiomycota; Agaricomycetes; Boletales; Suillaceae.